This is a messenger RNA of Doryrhamphus excisus (bluestripe pipefish), 5549 nucleotides long. Lineage: Eukaryota; Metazoa; Chordata; Actinopteri; Syngnathiformes; Syngnathidae. The record is from RefSeq and is a predicted model, not a curated record.
UACGUACCGGAAGUAACAACAACAAGGAAGUUGCUAACAGCGAGACCAGAGAGGGCAGUAAAGAGUCUCCGGGGUUUACUGCAGCGUAGAAGAAGAAUUGCGGAAGACGAGCAUCAGCAUGUAAAAGCGGAUCCAUUCCACAACACAGCACAUCUUGGGAAUUAAAGCACUCGGCGGAAUCAUGUUUGAAAACUUCAGGGAAAGACUUCACAUGGUGCAACAGGAUUUAACCACAGGCCUAAAAACACUUGGAGACAAAACAAAGGAGUCCAAAAGCAGGAGGAAGUCCAGGUUAGAAGAAAGUCUUCCUCAGUUCACUGCUGGACAAGACAUCCUCAGCAGGUAUGAGGAGAGUUGGUUUGUGCUCCACAAGAAAACCAAAGACUGUGGUCAGGCUGCCGAGGUGGUGGAUGGGGACGUGGUGAUGCUGUCAGCACUUUGGGAGAAGAGACGAUCUGCACUGACGCAACUACAGGAGCAGUUGCAAAGCUUGCCCGCUUUUAUCGACCAACUCGACGCCGUCACGGCUUCCAUAGCUCAUUUAGAAGGCGACUUUGAGGAGAUGGAGAGCAGACUGGUGCACUUGGAGACGCUGUGUUGUCGCUGUGAGCAGCAGACGUCCAAACAGCAUCAUCUUGACCAACUGGAAACCUAUAAGAAGCACAAGAGGAGAGAACUGAAGUCACUGGAAGCCCAGCUCACCAGCGAGCACGCGCACAAAGCCGCCCAACUGGAGCGAAGUCGCCAGCAGAAACUGAAGCAACGGCAAAAAGUCUACGAAGAAGCCUUUCACCAAGACCUGGAACAAUACCGCUCCACCGGAUUCAUUCCCAGACACGCAGCAGAAGCGGCGGCGAUGGGGGUUCUGGAUCAGAUGACGUUCACCGACCCGUCAGACCAGGAGGCUUUGGAUGACUUCUUGAACUCCGGAGACGACACCAGCACCGAGUCGUCCCUCACCUCAGGUCCGGACCUCCAGUCUGACUUGGACAAAACCUGCUCUGAUAAGGACUCUGAAUGUGUCCAAGAGGACGAGGACGGUCACACGGUUCAGUCGGAUGAGGACGACAUUCAGCCCGACAUGACGUUGGUGGUUGACGCGGCCGGGGGCUCGGAGGACAGUGACUCUUUGGGGGACGCGCCUUCUGGUUAACCUGCUCCACCCGGGGAAACACGCUGCCUGCUACUAGUCGGUCCCAAAUAUGGCGGCCAUUGGUGAUUCCUGCUUGUCGUGUUCAUGAUCCACUAAGUCUUUAGUAAGUAAAUCAACAUUUCAACCCCAUCUUUCCGUUUCUGUACACCCUUCUUAACAUCUCAUCCAGUGUACACUUGGGGUUUUUGCAAUGAAAAGACUGUCAGUGAAGUCUGGUGCUUGUGUGUCUCAUCCAACAUUACGUUGGCCAACAACCUCUUUCAACGCGUCUCCUGAGUACCUUGUAUUUGGAUUUGACUUCCGGCUGCACGGCGGUCAAGUGGUUAGCGCGCAGACCUCACAGCUAGGAGACCAGGGUUCGAUUCCACCCCCGGCUAUCUCUGUGUGGAGUUUGCAUGCGUGGGUUUUCUCCGGGUACUCCGGUUUCCUCCCACAUUCCAAAAACAUGCUAGGUCAAUUGGCGACUUUGGGUGUUCCUAAUGAUUUGACCUUGUGAGCAAGUACUGCAUGAAGAACCCACCCCGGCGGUACUGCUGACAUUUUAUUUGAACAAGAACAGAUCCUGAGAUGGUCUCAACAAAACCAUUCAGUUCUACCCCAAACCCCCCUAAACUUAUCAUAGAAUUUGCUGACUUUUUAAGAAAUGUUAUUUCCACAACAACAAGCUCUGUGCUACAGGUGGCCCCCGGGGGCCGCACGUUGGACACCCCUGCUGCUUUAUAAAGCCCCCAUUAUUUACCCGCAGAUAGCGACAGGCGUACAGACAGUUGAGUCCCUUGCAGAAAGCAGCUUUAAAGAUUCUCCCCUUUUUCCCACAAUCCCUUUCUCCACAUGGGGGCCGUCUUCAUGCAGGAUGUCCUCUUGAAGAACAUCACACACACCUUAGGAGAUACAAAGUCGCAUUAGGAAACACGCAACGAAGUCAGCAGAGAAAAAGUCAUAAUUAGCAGAUAAAGUCCACAAUAUGAGAGAAAGUCAGAAUGAUGACAUAAAAACGAACAAAGUUUGGAGAUAAAAGUCACAAUUAUGAGAUAAGUCAUGAUUAAUACUUAUAAUUAAGAGGUAGGAUAGUAAUAAUUAUGAGAUUAAAAGUUGGAAUUAUGACCAAAAAGUCAAGGUUAUGAGAUAAAAUGUCCAAAUUCAGAAAUCAGAGUCAGACGUAUGAGAUCAAAAGUUUGAGAAAUAACUGAGAUUUAAAAAAAAUGAAAAAUGAUGAGUCAUACUAACAGAUAAAGUCACAAUUAUGAUGAAAUUAAGUCAUAAUUAUGAGAUAAAAAGUCAAAAGUAUGAGAGAAAUCAUAACUGAGAUAAAAAAAAAUGUCAAAAUGAGAAAAAGUCACAAUUAUGAGAUAAGUCAUGAUUAAAACUCAUAAGAGGUAGGAUAGUAAUAAUUAUGAGAUUAAAAGUUGUAAAUAUGACAGAAACGUCAUAAUUAUGAGACACAAAGUUGGAAUUAUGACCAAAAAGUCAAGGUUAUGAGAUAAAAUGUCCAAAUUCAGAAAUCAGAGUCAGACGUAUGAGAUCAAAAGUUUGAGAUAAAUCAUAACUGAGAUUUAAAAAAUUAAAAAUGAUGAGUCAUACUACCAGAUAAAGUCACAAUUAUGACAAAAUUAAGUUGUAAUUAUGAGAUAAAAAGUCAAAAGUAUGAGAGAAAUCAUAGCUGAGAUUUAAAAAAAACAUCAAAAUGAUGAGAAAAAGUCGCAAUUAUGAAAGAAAAAGUCAAAAUUGUGAGAUUAAAAAAAAAUACAAUGAUGAGCCAAAGUCAAAGUCAGACGUAUGAGAUCAAAAGUUUGAGAUAAAUCAUAACUGAAAUUUAAAAAAAUGAAAAAUGAUGAGUCAUACUAACAGAUGAAGUCACAAUUAAGACAAAAUUAAGUCGUAAUUAUGAGAUUAAGUCAAAAGUAUGAGAGAAAUCAUAACUGAGAUUUAAAAAAAAAAAAGUCAAAAUGAGAAAAGGUCACAAUUAUGAGAUAAGUCAUGACUAAAACUCAUAAUUAAGAGGUAGGAUAGUAAUAAUUAUGAGAUUAAAAGUUGGAAUUAUGACCAAAAAGUCAAGGUUAUGAGAUAAAAUGUCCAAAUUCAGAAAUCAGAGUCAGACGUAUGAGAUCAAAAGUUUGAGAAAUAACUGAGAUUUAAAAAAAUGAAAAAUGAUGAGUCAUACUAACAGAUAAAGUCACAAUUAUGAUGAAAUUAAGUCAUAAUUAUGAGAUAAAAAGUCAAAAGUAUGAGAGAAAUCAUAACUGAGAUAAAAAAAAAUGUCAAAAUGAGAAAAAGUCACAAUUAUGAGAUAAGCCAUGAUUAAAACUCAUAAGAGGUAGGAUAGUAAUAAUUAUGAGAUUAAAAGUUGUAAAUAUGACAGAAAAGUCAUAAUUAUGAGACACAAAGUUGGAAUUAUGACCAAAAAGUCAAGGUUAUGAGAUAAAAUGUCCAAAUUCAGAAAUCAGAGUCAGACGUAUGAGAUCAAAAGUUUGAGAUAAAUCAUAACUGAGAUUUAAAAAAUUAAAAAUGAUGAGUCAUACUACCAGAUAAAGUCACAAUUAUGACAAAAUUAAGUUGUAAUUAUGAGAUAAAAAGUCAAAAGUAUGAGAGAAAUCAUAGCUGAGAUUUAAAAAAAACAUCAAAAUGAUGAGAAAAAGUCGCAAUUAUGAAAGAAAAAGUCAAAAUUGUGAGAUUAAAAAAAAAUACAAUGAUGAGCCAAAGUCAAAGUCAGACGUAUGAGAUCAAAAGUUUGAGAUAAAUCAUAACUGAAAUUUAAAAAAAUGAAAAAUGAUGAGUCAUACUAACAGAUGAAGUCACAAUUAAGACAAAAUUAAGUCGUAAUUAUGAGAUUAAGUCAAAAGUAUGAGAGAAAUCAUAACUGAGGUUUAAAAAAACGUCAAAAUGAGAAAAAGUCAAUUAUGAGAAGUCAUGAUUAAAACUCAUAAUUAAGAGGUAGGAUAGUAAUAAUUAUGAGAUAAAAAGUUGUAAAUAUGACAGAAAAGUCAUAAUUAUGAGAUACUAAGUCGGAAUUAUACAAAAGGUCAAGGUUAUGAGAUAAAAUGUCCAAAUUCAGAAAUCAGAGUCAGACGUAUGAGAUCAAAAUUUUGAGAUAAAUCAUAACUGAGAUUAAAAAAAUGAAAAAUUAUGAGUCAUAUUAUCAAAUAGUCACAAUUAUGAUCAAAUUAAGUCGUAAUUAUGAGAUAAAAAGUCCAAAGUAUGAGAGAAAUCAUAACUGAGAUUAAAAAAAAUGACAAAUUAUGAGUCAUACUAACAGAUAGUCACAAUUAUGACAAAAUGAAGUCAUAAUUAUGAGAUAAAAAGUCAAAAGUGUGAGAGAAGUCAUAACUGAGGUUUUAAAAAAAUGUCAAAAUGAUGAAGAAAAAGUCCAAAUUGUGAGAUAAAAAAAGAACAAUGAGAGCUAAAGUCAUAACUGAUAUAAAUUUCUAAGAUGAAAAGUCCACCUGAGGAUAGGAAAGCCAUACCUUGGGGAUAUUUUGGCGGAGAGGAGACCCUGACUCACUGACACUGGGCCAAUGGCACGCAGCCGCCCUAAAAGCAAACCCCAUCAGGCCCAGUGCGACACUUUUUGGUGGAAUGAAAGAAAACACAGCAAAUAAUCUCACCUGAGUGGAAAAGUACCCUGGGUUACACACACAACCCUCACUGGGGGGGCUUUUACACUCCACAGGUGACGACAAAGACGCACAGCUGAGUGGACAUCCUGGCGCUGUGACGCUGUACAUGCUGUUGGCGGGACACUGCAUCCCUGACACACACACACAGCAAAAUAAAUGGCAGACUGUGUUUCCAUGGAAGGAUGGAAGGAUGGAAGGAUGGAAGGAUGGAAGGAUUUCUCCACAUCCCCUCAGUCAUAAUGAAAUGUGAUGAUGUUAUAUUAUGCUAUAUGUUUUAUGUACGUAUGUGUUAUGUUACAUUGAAAAGGUACAUGUAUUUAUGGAAGCCCCUUUCAACCACUGAAAGGAAAAUAUAAUAUGACUUUUUAGUUUUUAUUUCAAAAUUUGGUCUUUUUAUGUCAAAAUUCCCAUCAAAUUUUUAUCAACUUGUUUCAGUUUUAACUUUAGUUAACUUUCUAAUCCUAUAUUGACUUUGUCAUAAUUAUGACUUUUAAUCUCAAAAUUAUGACUCUCAUAAAUUUGACUUAUCUUAUGAUUUGUAGUAUCAUAACUUUUUAUCUCAAAUGAAUUUUUAGGGCAAAACUUCCACUUUUUAUGUCAUAAUUUUUUUAAUCGCAUACAUUUUAUCUUGUAAUUUGAACCCUUUUUUCUCAGAAAUAUAACAUUUUAACUCGUAAUUUUGAUUUUUUUUUAAAAUUCUUUUCAUCUUACAAUUUACAUUUUCUGUCUCACAAUUUCAACUUUUCAUGUCAUAAUUUCGACUUUUAUCAAUUUCCAUUUUU